AUGUCGCUGGACUCUAAUGCUCAAUGUGAUGGGAAAGGGAACCCGUUGAGGCAUUUUACCCCUUAUCCUACCCCUGGCUCGUCUGGGAUUAAUGUUUUUAAUCAAGACCUGUCUGUGUGCGAUGGCACCCAUGUAAACGCUUAUGUUUUCCCUCCUUUUUCAUUGAUUGGCCCUUUGCUGCGCCUUUUUGCGUCUGCAAAUGCAGCUGUUACAAUCGUGGUUCCAAAGUUGUCCCCUUUGCCUGGUUGGUGGCCAUUGCUAAAUGUGCUGGCUACCCGCAGAGUUUUAGUUGCUAAGAAGGGGUCGGCCGAUGCGCUCCUCUUCCCUUCUCGACAUGGUUUUGUACCCCGUUUAUGCCCCUAUGACCUCUGGGCGUUUCGAAUUGCACGCUCCUCCUCCCGGACGACCUAACGGGUGAUGUUUUCCUUUCAGUCUUUGCCUAUUGUUCCCAGACUUUUUCAACCGUCUGUGUCUUGUCCAGUUUGCGCCAAACCCAAUGACUGUGAUUUCCGCUACUGUCAGAGGUGUGGUUAUCAACGUCAGAAGAGAGUUUCCCAGGCUUCUCCUCACCUUAAAGCUCCUGUCAAUUUGUCCGUUAUAAGUGCGCGUAAACAGUGUUUGGUUGCUAGGCAACGCUCUACACCAUACCAGAAACAGAAGAGUGCCUUAGAGGUUGAGUUUAUGGAUUUCCUCGGAUUUACUACACAACGGGACAUGUGCACGGCCAUUCCUGAUGAUGUUGUCGAUUUCUUGAUUUGGAAGGACAGUUUUGGUAAAACAGUGGUACAUUGA
Messenger RNA from Porites lobata, 792 nucleotides. The record is from the annotation of a GenBank genome assembly. NCBI's taxonomy places the organism in Eukaryota, Metazoa, Cnidaria, Anthozoa, Scleractinia, Poritidae.